Molecule: messenger RNA, 420 nt
Organism: Entrophospora sp. SA101
Lineage: Eukaryota; Fungi; Glomeromycota; Glomeromycetes; Entrophosporales; Entrophosporaceae
Source: the annotation of a GenBank genome assembly
AUGGCAGAAAAACUAGAUAAAACCCAGGUUAAGAAGAUUUUUAACAAGUUUGACUAUAAUGGAAAUGGCAUCCUAUCACUUGCUGAAAUUGAUAAAGCUGUAAUUGAACUCUACCCGCAUUUUGCAAAAGAUAAGCCUGCCAUUAUGCGAGCUUACAAAGCUACUGACGUUUCAAAGGACGGAUUUGUUGACUUGAGUGAAUUUGGCAAUCUCCUUGAUCUUCUUUAUUACUAUGAUGAUCUAUACAAACAGUUUCAGAAACUUGACAAAAACAAAGACAAACGUAUCAGUUAUGCAGAGUUCAAGAAAGGACAUGAGCUUGUUGGGAUAAAUGCGAAUUCCGAUGAAGAGCUUAAGGCAGAAUUUGAUAAAAUUGAUACGAAUCAUGGAGGUUAUAUCCUCUUUGAAGAGGUAAAGUGA